AUGACCCCUAUGGUCAUUCAAGUAUAGCCUACCUGGCAUUUCACUCUCAGAUAAAUCUGACCAAUGAAAAAACAUACACUUUGUUGCAGUCAUAGUAAGGGUAUGUGCAUAUGAUUUAAGCCAUGAUCAGUCGAUAAUCAAGCUUCUCAUUUUCAGAUGAACAAUAUAUUUUAUAUCACUGUAGGAUUUGAUCUCUAAAGUAACACAUUACAUAUUUAUAUAAAAAUACAUUAGUUGGUAUCCUUUAGACCAGGUCUCUCAAACCCUGUUCCUGGAGAGCUACCCUCCAGUAGGUUUUCGCUCCAACCCCAUUUGUAACUAACCAGUUCAUUGUUAGAUUCAGGUGUGCUAGAUUAGGGUUGGAGUGAAACAGUAGCUCUCUAGGAACAGGGUUGGAGAGCCCUGCUUUGGACAGUAUGCAGAGCCUGUAACCUUUAACCCCAUAACCUUUAAGGGGCUUUGAGUAAUGCUACUGUGAUGAUUAAGUUGGGUGGCGCACAAUUGGUCCAGCGUCGUCCAAGGUAGGGGAGGGUUUGGCCGGCAGGGAUGUGGGUUUGUUUCCCACGGGAGGCCAGUAUAUAAAAAAAAAAAAAAAAAUGUAUGCAUUCACUAACUGUAAGUCGCUCUGAAUAAGAGCGUCUGCUAAAUGACUAAAAUGUAAUGUAAAUGUAAGUUGAAGAAAUAGUGUGUUUUAACCCCCUAGAGGCGAUUGACGCACCUAAGUUACAUAAGAAAAAAAUCCCCAUCAAAAUCAAUCAGUUUCAGCUAGAGAUAUGUUUUUUUGCAUUGGAUGAGUCUCAAUCCACUGCAUCCGCCUGUCGCACUUCCGCAUCUGCGGUGAAAGGUGGCAGAGCUAGAGCGGUAUUUGUCAGACCAUGAGACAUCCCGAAAAUCUGUCUUCUCAUGAAAUGUCUGUAGAGUCUGAAGGAUUUGAACUAUUAUGAACACGAUAGUGUUCUCCGUUUUGCUCUACGACUCCCACAAGUGUCAGGAAACUCGUAUGAAGUCGGUACCGUCGAUGUGCCAACUUCUGUUUGAUAGCGCCUAAACCGUUUGGGCUACAAACUAAUGGGAUUCUCACGAACACGAUGGUGUUCUCCGUUUUGCUCUACGACAUCCACAAGUGUCACGGGACUCGUCUGAAGGUAACCGGUACCAGUAAAAUAAAACUAAUGGAAGUAUGAAGGUAGUUUUGUGCUUACCCAAAAAAAGGCGUUAAUAACACCUGUCACGCCCUGGCUCUGGGGACUCUUAAAUGUUGAGCCAGGGUGUGGACUUGUUAUGUUUAGUUGUCUAUGGGUGUUCUAGAUUGUGUAUAUCUAUGUUGGCCAGGGUGGUUCCCAAUCAGAGACAGCUGUAGCUCGUUGUCUCUGAUUGGGGACCAUACUUAGGCAGCCUUUUGGCACUUUUGUUUUGUGGGAUCUUGUUCCGUUAAAGGUUUGUGUUGGUAACCUAGGACUUCACGUAUCGUUUAUUUGUUGUUUUGUUGGUGUGAAGUACUUAAUAAAUAUGUACGCUUAUCACGCUGCGCCUUGGUCCGUCACUUCCUUGAACGAUCGUGACAGAAGAUCCCACCAUAAGAGGACCAAGCAGCGUGCCCAGGAGGAGAAGAUGGCGAUGUCCCAGGUGGGCAAAUGGUGGUCUUGGGAGGAGAUCUUCGCGGGCAAAGGGCCAUGGGCAAAGGUAAAUGCCCAGGCAGGAGAGGAGAAACGGCGCCAACCGCGCCGACGACGGACACCCCAAGAAAAUGUUGGGGGGGGGGGGGCACACGGUGUGGACGACGGGGCAGCAGGAGGCAGCUACAGGGCGAAUCUGCGGACUAGGAGAGGAGGCCACCAGGUUACGGGGGCUAUUGGUCAUGAGGGAGAAGGAGAGUGUAGAGGCACGGCGAGAGGAACUGGUUAGGCAGCAGAGGGAGCGGAGGUUUAUUAGGAAACCCAGUCCCGCUCCUCGCACCAAGCAAGUGGUGUGUGUCACCAGUCCGGUCCGGCCCGUUCCUGAUUCCCGCACAAGGCCAGUGGUGCAUGUUCCCAGUACGGCCCGACCUGUUCCUGUCCCUCGCACCAAGCCAGUGGUGCGCGUCGCCAGCCCGGUCCGGCCUGUUCCUGCCCCUCGCACAAAGCCAGUGGUGCGCGUCGCCAGCCCGGUCCGGCCUGUUCCUGCCCCUCGCACAAAGCCAGUGGUGCGCGUCGCCAGCCCGGUCCGGCCUGUUCCUGUCCUUCGCACCAAGCCAGUGGUGCGCGUCGCCAGCCCGGUCCGGCCUGUUCCUGUCCCUUGCAUCAAGCCAGUGGUGCGCAUCGUCAGCCCGGUCCGGCCUGUUUCUGCUCCCCGCACCAAGCCAGUGGUGCACGUCGUCAGCCCGGUCCGGCCCAUUCCUGCUCCCCGCACCAAGCCAGUGGUGCGCGUCGUCAGCCCGGUCCGGCCCGUUCCUGCUCCCCGCACCAAGCCAGUGGUGCGCAUCGCCAGCCCGGUCCGGCCCGUUCCUGCUCCCCGCACCAAGCCAGUGGUGCGCAUCGCCAGCCCGGUCCGGCCUGUUCCUGCUCCCCGCACCAAGCCAGUGGUGCGCGUCGUCAGUCCGGCACAGCCCGUGCCUGUUCCACCGGUGCCUGGUUCCACCGGUGCAAUCCGCUCCACCGGUGUCCAGUCCAGCUCCGGCCAGCGGGCCAGACCAGACUAGGGCCGCUACGGGGUGGUAGCGAGAGAGUGUUGGUCACGCCCGGAGCCGGAUCCGCCUCCGAGGCGGAAUGCCCACCCGGCCCCUCCCCUGUUGUGUUUGGUUGGCGCGGUCGCAGUCCGCGCCUUUGGGGGGGGGGGGGGGGGGGGGUACUGUCACGCCCUGGCUCUGGGGACUCUUAAAUGUUGAGCCAGGGUGUGGACUUGUUAUGUUUAGUUGUCUAUGGGUGUUCUAGAUUGUGUAUAUCUAUGUUGGCCAGGGUGGUUCCCAAUCAGAGACAGCUGUAGCUCGUUGUCUCUGAUUGGGGACCAUACUUAGGCAGCCUUUUGGCACUUUGGUUUUGUGGGAUCUUGUUCCGUUAAAGGUUUGUGUUGGUAACCUAGGACUUCACGUAUCGUUUAUUUGUUGUUUUGUUGGUGUGAAGUACUUAAUAAAUAUGUACGCUUAUCACGCUGCGCCUUGGUCCGUCUCAUCCAGUAACGAUCGUGACAACACCUGUUUCCUCAUAUCCCCCUCCAGGCACAGAAAAGUUCAUUUUAAACCUGUUAAUAUCAACGAAUUCCAAUAAACAGAACCCCCUGAGGGAGUCACAAGACCUAGCAUAUAAAUCAAACUCUGUCUUCUCCAUUUCCAGUUUCCACAAGUGUUUGUUAUGUAACAGCGAGCUACGCUCAAAGCUAUUGCAGAAUUUAUUUAGAGACACACUAUUUAAAAUUCCCAGAUGAGACCUGGGGUGAGGUUUGUAGUGAAGGAUUAACAAUUUUGAGCAGGAAAAGGGGACACAGUGUGCUGGACUGCAAGGAAUUUGUGUGAGAAUCCCUGGAACAGGUGGGUACACAUUCAUGUUGUAUCCUUUAAUCCUUUGUUCUACCAGCUUGACAACUUUGUUUAGUCUCAUUUUCUCUCAUGUUAUUGUUUGAAGUGUGUUUGAAGUGCUAUAGAUGUAGGAUCUUAAUUUGAGCCAGUUUGCUACAGCAGGUAAACAAUCCUGCAGCAACAGGAAAUAUAAAUUAUUAUGUGGAUUGUACAUUUUUGUAGGGGUUGAUUCAUUUUUCGUUUGGGGCAAAUAAAGUCUGACAUUUUAAAGUGGAAAUUACAAACUUUAGAAGCCUUUUUAAACCUCAAAUACACUACAAGUUUGCAUUUCCUGAUGUGCAGGAACAUUUUCAGCAACGAAAAAGUGAUCAAAAUUAAGAUCCUACAUCUGUAGUGUUUUGUCUUGGCCAGUGAUCACCUGUCUCUUGUCCUUUCUCUGGCCUUGUUGAGAUGUGUGCUGAUUAAACUUUGAAGUCAAACCACCUGUGGCUGUUGUGACGUAAGUUCCAAUUUUAUGACACAUAAAGUAUAAAGUAUAGUGAUUUAAUGUGAGGAAUGUGCCUCUGGUGGUUAAUACCAUUGUUGUGUGAGAGUGGGAAUUGGAGUUGAUGAUCAUUGAUUAGUAAUGUCUGACGUGCAGUGGCGGCUCCUGAAAAAAUUCUCAGGGGGGGCAAUUUUUCUGAUGAUUUAGGUGACCUACACACAUUUUAAAAAAGAUAUGUCCAGCAACAACAUGAAGACAGGGGCAGCAUAUAAGUCAAUGCCAGAAGCAUUUAUUGACUGAUCUCAAAAGUGUUGGCUUACAAAAGCAAAAUAAGUUAUCACAGUAAAAAUAAUCAAGGGUGUUCUUUCACAUUCCUCAACACUGCAUAAACAAUAUGCAUUUCCAUAAACAAAUGAAAUAUCAGCUGAAAAUACAGCAUCUUGGUAUUUGUUCAGAUUGCAGGAUCAACAAGAGCUUUUAACACAUUUUUUGCCUCAUGGUUGAAUUGGAAAUAUGUGCACCUGAGCAUAAUUCACAACAAGCAAGCAGGAGCUUUUGAUAGAGGCUACUGAAAACAUUGAUGCAAGUUAUUGGUAAUAAGACAUUUUUAUAGACUUCCAUAUUCUGCCCUCUUGUAUAGAUUUGUGAAAAUGAACAGUGAUAGACAUUUUGCCUGAAAACAGAAUUUGAAAAUAAUUUAUAGAAAAGGUAAACACAGCUAUCUGUAUGGCUUUGUAAAAAUGAACAACCAUAUUCUGGCCAAUUGUAUAGAUUUGUAAAUAUGAACAACCAUAUUCUGGCCAAUUGUAUAGAUUUGUAAAAAUGAACAUGAACAGAUUAUUUUAUUUGUUUUACUUUUUUUAAAAUGAAAAAUAACUAUUUUAAACAACAUCAACUGUGAACUGAUUUGGGCGUGUGUGUGUUAAAGAGACAGACAGGGAGGGACAAAGAGAGAGAGAGGCUACAUUACUUGUACUGAAACUGUUCUCUUCUCUCUUUCAAUGCAGCAAAGCGGUCAAUGACUUUCUCAUUGAAAUCAGGCAUGCUGAGGACUAGUUCCCUCUCCAUGGAAAGCAUGGCCAGUGCAUUCAGACGUUCCUGGCCCAUUGAAUUUCGCAGGAAUGUCUUAACUCGUGUCAAAGUUGAGAAACAUCUCUCAGCUUCAGCUGUUGUCAUGGGAGCAGUUAUGAGGAUGUUCAACAGAGUCACAGUCUCAGAGAACGUCUCCUGGAGGUUGUAGCUCAUGAGAACCUGGUACAGUGCCAGUGCACCACAGUUUGACUUUCUCGUCGUCGGCAAAAAGACCGUUCAGUCUCUUCAAAAGCACACUGGCGAUUGAGACUGAGGUUGAUUCCGAGAUGGGAAGGAACUCAAAAAAGCGCUCCUGCACUUUGUGGUUGCUAUCUAUGUACCUCAGCACAAGCACCAGCUGUGUCUGUGUAGAAACGUCCGUGGUCUCGUCAGCUUGGAUAGCUACGAAGUUCGCCGACUUCACCUCCUCCACAAUAUGUUCCCUCAUGACCGCUAGCAUACACUCCAGUAGCUCGUUUUGAAUGGUCUUUGAUGUGAACUUCUUUCAAAGAGACAAUCGAGUUGCACUGAACGCUAGCCAUCUUGAUAGUAGUACGUGAAUUGAUUGACGCUGCUACCCGCUCUUUUCUUAGUUACGUUCAUGGUUAUGUUACGUAUGACGAAAGCGCGUAAGUGCAAGCCCUCAGAAACCCAUAGAGAUUGUAUUGAAAGCUCUGAUAUUUGAAAAAAAUAGAUUUUACAUGAGAGUCUAUGAGAUACUUCUGGGGCGAUUUUCAACCUGACUGAAAUCGCCCCAAAAGGGGCGGGGCCAUUUGAAGCACGACUUUAGCCUGAUUGGACGUUUAGUGGCAGAUCAGACGUCUAGAUUAGAACACUGAUAACUACUGUUGCCUUGAUAUAAUUGAUUAGAAAAAAAAUCCCUUCCUUUUCCCGUUUGGCAGUGCGUCGCCCAUAUCGCCCUAAUGAACGAUAUGAAUGUCUAAAUUCCUGUCUGUCACGUAAACAAAUUGAGAUGGUGGUAAUGUAACGCAUCAUUUGUAGGUUUCAGAGAGUGGAACAUCAGCUAUAUGAAAGAUAAGACUUGGACACGAGACAGCAUAUGGAGCUAACUGGACGUGACUUUAUUCCAGGACAACCACCAUCUCAAUUAGUUCAAGUGAGAGACACUGUCCCCAUAGGAGAUCCCUUUGAAGAACCCCUUUUGGUUCCAGGUAGAACUCUUUGUGGUUCCAGGUAGAAACCUCUGUGGAAAGGGUUCUACCUGGAACCAAUAAGGGUUCUACCUGGAACCAAUAAGGGUUCUACCUGGAACCAAAAAGAGUUAUCCUAUGGGGACAGUCGCAGAACCUUUUUGGAACCCUUUUUUCUAAGAGUGUAGAGCUGGGACAAUAAACCGAAAAUGAUCGACUCUGACCAUACCGAUCACUUAUCGCAGGCAUUUUGCAGAUAUCGUUCAUUAAAAUAAGUAGCCUAUACUACAGAAAUGUGAAAUAAAUGUGCUAAUAUGGGUGAUUGUUAAUGUUACAAUUGAUGACUACAACCAUCAAACUAUUUGUAGUGAAAAGUAUAAUAAAAAAAAAAAACUGUGAUGCACAUUGUUAUAAACGUAUCGUUCUAUUUAUCAUAAUCGCAUCAAUUCAGGCAAUUUAUUGCAUUAUGGAUUUUUGUCCAUAUCGUCCAUGUCAAGGGGUGCUGAAGGUGGGUGUGGUGCAUGAAUCAAGCGCAGGACGCAGAAGCUCAGUCCAAAAGACUUUAGUGCAAUAUUCACGUAGAAAAUAAGCACAAUAAGCCCGAAGGCGAAAUAACGGCGCACACAGGCGUCAAACAAACGGCGCACUAACAUGUGCGAAAAACCUCUCCAAAACACUGGAGGGAAGUACGUAGCUCCAACACGAAACAGAAGAGCAAUCACACACAAAGACAAACACACACAACGAGAACUAAAUAGGACACUAACGAGGACUAACAAGACACAGGUGUACAACAUCAAGACAAAACCAAACGAACAUGAAACAUAGAUCGGUGGCAGCUAGUACUCCGGGGACGACGACCGCCGAAGCCUGCCCGAACCAGGAGGAGGAGCAGCCUCGGCCGAAACCGUGACAGUCCAGCUCUAAAUCACACGUCAGGCAUUGCUAAUCAAUGAUCAUCAACUCCAAUUCCCACUCUUCCAGUUGCAAUACAUUGUGAAAUAGUACAAGUACCAAUGAGUGUUCUUGAAGAAAGAAAAAAACACAACAAUCAUAGACCAGAUCUUUGGAAAUGCCACAAAUCAAUUACCCUUUACAUAAUGGAAUUUCUUAUUCUUAAUUCUACUGUGGGGGGAAUGGGGUGGCAAUUUCGGCAGUUGAGCAAUCACAGAUAUGAUUGAAUUCAAUGUGCUUAGUUUUGAGCUGUAUGUCAUUCUCUAUUGCCUCCAUUUUGACUAUUGCCUCUAUUUUUACCAUUUGUGCAGUGUUUGGUUGUAUUUUCCACUACACAUAAGAUGUUGUAAUUAUUUAUAUUGAAUUGAACACUUCAAAUUUAAAAGCUUUUUUUGAGUAGAUGGUGCAGGAUAGAAUGCUGAUCAAUGAUGUCACAGUUAUGUUUGUAUUUGCCAAAAUUACAUCAAACAAAAACAAAUACUUCUGCUUUGAAAGGAAAUCUUCUUUGAAAAGAAAGGAAGUGCAGAACACAUUUACCUAUUUAUAUCUGGGUUGGAUGUGCUUUCUUUUGACACCGUUCCAAAACAUUACUCACAAUAACGUUGAUUUAUUAUGCUCUGUUUUCCCAUCUUAAGGAACAAGACGCAGAGUUGAAAAUGAAUCUGUACAUGGUCUCCUUUCGUGGACUGCACUUCAUGGAAUGUUUUUUUCUCAUGACUCUACUGGGCAUUAACUGGGCACUACCUAAAACAGACCCACCUGUAGAUCCUAACUACCCCUUCCUUUUCAUGUGGAACUCUCCCACAGAACUCUGCGAGACCAGAUUUGGCGUGGGUCUCAACCUCUCCCACUUCCAGUUAGUGAGCAGCACUUUGAAGUCCGCCACCAACCAAAGCAUCUCCAUUUUCUACUCGGACCGUUUCGGCCUCUUCCCAUACGUGGACGAGGACACAGGGGAAAUAUAUGACGAAGGCCUUCCACAGCUGAUCGAUUUCCAGGAACACCAUGAGCAGGCCGAAGAUGACAUUGAAUACUACAUCCCCGAAGACCAACCGGGCCUCGCCAUCCUUGACUUUGAGGAAUGGCGACCACAGUGGGUCCGGAACUGGGGCAGCAAGGACAUCUAUCGAGAUCUCUCAAUUGAGACUGUGAAAACCAAGACCCCAAACUUAUCCGACGACGAGGCCGAAGACAGAGCCAAGAUAGUGUUUGAGCGAGCAGCAAAGCGAUACUUUCUCCGAUCUCUCUUGGUUGGGAAGAGGCUAAGACCCAACAGGCUUUGGGGAUACUAUCUGUACCCAGACUGUUACAACUACGACUACAACCAGGAUAUGAGUGAUUAUUCUGGGAGUUGUCCUGAGCUUGAGCUAGAGAGGAACGAUGACUUGAUGUGGCUAUGGAAGGAGUCCACUGCUCUCUACCCAUCCAUCUAUCUGGAGCUGAUCCUGAGAGAUUCCUACCAAGCCCGCCUGUUUGUCCGCCACCGCAUUCAGGAAGCUAUGAGAGUAUCCAUGCUCCCCAACCAAAGUUACGCCAUUCCUGUCUACGCCUACAUCCGCCCAGUUUUCAAAGAUAGUGGUGAUGACUACAUGUCAGAGGUCAGUGAACACUGUCAAGAGUUCUGAAAACGAUUUAUGUACCUGACCGCACACUAACUGGCCUUAAAUCAGAUAUUAAGGCGCCGGAACUUAAUUAUAAUAAUUUGUACACUGCAUAAUUGAUCACAACUAAGCCCAAAAAGAGAUUGUAUUUGAAAAUAACAAUAAUUUUAUACCUUGAUUACAUUGAGACACAAUCACGUCUCUUUUUAUAUUUGUGGGAAUACUUGAACAGAUUUCCUAAAUGAAACAAAUAUUUUGCUGGAAUCCUGGUGAUUUUAGUCUCUUUUGACUUAAAACUAAAAUCAUACAAAAAAAUACAUAUUUUUUUUGUUGUUGCUAAAAACUGUUUUGUUGUUGCUAAAAACCUGUUGCUGACCCCUGGCCUAAAUGUCUCAAAGGUAGAGCAAAAAAAUCAUAGUGAUCUCUCUAGCUAUCUUUUCCUUUAAUCGUCUGUUCUACCAGCUUGACAACUUUGUUUAGUCUCAUUUUCUCUCAUGUUAUUGUUUGAAGUGUGUUUGAAGUGUUAGUGUUUUGUCUUGUCAAAAUGUGUAUCCUUUGAAUGACUUGGUGUGAUUUGUAUCCUUUGAAUGACAUGGUGGGGGUGUAUUGUGUCAUAGUGAUUUUCCCUUAUGGCUUUGUAACUCUGUGGUUUCCAGUAUGACCUGGUGAACACCAUUGGGGAGGCAGCUGCCCUGGGAGCGGCUGGGGUGAUCUCCUGGGGGGACAUGAACGUCACUGACUCAGAGGUAUGCUCCCUAUUUUUAUACACAUCUAUUUCAUAUGCAUCUAAGAACAAGCUUAUCUAAUAACACCUAAAUGCACGUAAUCAAAUCUUUAAUGUAAACACAACCAAAGCACUUUAUCACUCUGCCCUUAACUUUUCACAGGACUCCUGCUUCGCUGCCAGACGCCACCUGGAGAAGAUCAUGAAUCCGUACAUCUUGAAUGUUUCCAUGGCAUCGCGGCUGUGUAGCGAGGCUUUGUGUCAGGCGAAUGGCCGUUGCAUAAGAAAGCACUGGGACAGAGACGACUACCUACACCUCGACCCAUACACCUUCCAGAUCAAGAGAUAUAGAACAGGCGAUCUGGCAGUGAAGGGUGAAAUGUCCCAAUAUGAGAUUGACUGGUUUGCUGACAGAUUUGACUGUUUGUGCUAUUCUGACGAACCAUGUCAGUCCUCCAGUACUCUAAACUCCUUCCCUAACUUUGUCCAAAGCAAUGGAACUCCCCAAUACUUCCAACCGUUUCUCAUUCUGGCUUCUAUUGUCUACAGUACACACCUUUGUUUUGUAAUGAUGUGGAACAUCACAGGAGGCUGGUGAAGGGAGGACUGCUAAUAAUGGCUGGAAUGGAGUGAAUGGAUUGGUAUCAAACAUAUGGAAACCAUGCAUUUGAUACCAUUCGAUUAAUUCCGUUCCAGCCAUUACUAUGAGCUCGUCCUUCCCAAUUAAGGUGCCACCGGCCCCCUGUGAUGUACGUGUAUUGUGGACAACAGGAGGUGUUGUACUGUCACUUGGAGUUUCCAGGGCUUCUUGAGUUUAUGUUUGGGAUGCUAGUUUGGGUUGCUACCAUAUGUCUGUGUCAGUAUAAAAAUAUAUAAUAAAAAAGUUAAGGUAAAACAUAUGAACACACUGUACUUCUGGUGAAAAUGCGAAAACAUAACUGAAACUGCUGUGAAAAGUGUAAAUAUAUUUGAUGGUGAUGUAAAAGUACAGAUUAUGGUGAAAAACCAUCAUUUCCAAUUAAAGACAAGAGCACAACAAGUGUAACUGGAUAUACUGUAUAUCCACAACCUUUAACUAGGUUUCUUGUUUGAUAUACUGUAUAUCCACAACCUUUAACUAGGUUUCUUAUUUGAUAUACUAUAUAUCCACAACCUUUAACUAGGUUUCUUGUUUGAUAUACUAUAUAUCCACAACCUUUAACUAGGUUUCUUGUUUGAUAUACUGUAUAUCCACAACCUUUAACUAGGUUUCUUGUUUGAUAUACUGUAUAUCCACAACCUUUAACUAGGUUUCUUGUUUGAUAUACUGUAUAUCCACAACCUUUAACUAGGUUUCUUGUUUGAUAUACUGUAUAUCCACAACCUUUAACUAGGUUUCUUAUUUGAUAUACUGUAUAUCCACAACCUUUAACUAGGUUUCUUAUUUGAUAUACCGUAUCCAUUAUCUUAUGACACUGUAAGGCCAGAAUUCAUUGUGAACCCAUCCAGUCUUGACUAGGGGCUAGUUCCUCUGCCCAGGCGUUGCUGACGCAUGCCAGAUCGUACAACUCCUGGAUAGGUAUUUUAAGUAUCAGCUAACCACAUCAUAUGUUGUAGAAAUCUGGUGCCCGACGGCGCAGUCAAUGACGUGGCACGCAACCAUUGGUUGAUGCAUGCAACGUCUGAGCUGGGGAACGCGACCCAAGUCUGCAGAUCAAGUAUAUAGGCUACUGGCAUUUCCUGUCAAUGACACAUUUCCUGUUCACAAAUCUCCAGUUGGCUUUCAAAAUCUGUUGUUUAGCUGGAGAAAACUUUGUGUCUGUCUGACAUAUAUAAAAAAGGAUGUAUUGAGUUUCUUACUUAAAAAAAAAAAAGUCCUACUUUUUAACUCUGCAUUGUUGGGAAAGAGCUCGUAAGUAAGCAUUUCACUGUAAAGUCUACACCUGAUGUAUUCGGCACAUGUGACAAAUAAAAUGUGAUUUGAUUUGAGGCAUUUCUCACAGAUAUUAUUGGAUGUUGCAGAACCACAGCAUGAAUCCAUGUGUCUUCUGGCUAGAGUGUCUGUGUCUCACUAAGGGGACAAAGUAAACAAGAAACCAAUAUACCAAUAUUUUCCACCAGAGCUCCUUGUUGCUCUCAGUGUUCCUCCAUUUAAAAAUAUGUAAACAGUAGUAGUAAAUUAAACUCCUGCUGAUAGUGUAAAGUAACUGUAGGGGGCGAUAAAAUUAUAUUUCUGCACUGUUUCCUCUGUGUUAGUCAAGGGAUAACAGUGACAAUAAUUCCUCUCAUAUAUCCUGUUUUUCAUGGGAAACACAUCAUGGAUUAAAUAAAAUACAUUUUGAGACCAAUAAGGCAACUUGAACUGGUUACAUCAUUUCACAUAGCAAUGACACAUACUAAAGGCACUCAUCAUUAAUUGAAAUGACCAUUGAACAGCAGGACAUAUCCCAGAUUCUGUCUUUAAUAAGAGUUAAAGUGUAACUCCAUCAAGUGUUUUUCUAUUCAUUAAAACGUUUGAUAUUCAGUGAAGUUCUUGCUUCCACAGUUGGUAUUCUAAUACUGGGUAGCCACAGUUCAGCUGAAUGACACAGUGCAAAUGGUUUAACUGUACAGCAUAAACAGGGCCCUAAGCAUGCCACAUCAACACACACUGACGUGGCACGGUGUGACUGUCUAUGAUUAGAGUGGGUUUACACUCAUAUCAGGGGUGGGUGGAGGUGGUCUUUACAACUACAGAGUGACGUAAGCGGCAUUGGCUCUCUCAAGGGCAACACAAAAGAGGGUCUAUAGCCGGACAGUGUAUCUGCACAAACCAAUCAGCAAUGACUCAGCUUGAAUACAACUGUCAAGGCAGAGAAAAAGCAUUGCUCUUUGGUGGUUGUUUGUCCACUAUGAUAUCUAUACUGAUAAGGAGGAUCAUUACUUCUCAUGUCUGCUGUAGUUUAGAGUAG
Coregonus sp. 'balchen' is the source of this 12405-nucleotide messenger RNA. Lineage: Eukaryota; Metazoa; Chordata; Actinopteri; Salmoniformes; Salmonidae. The record is from the annotation of a GenBank genome assembly.